Messenger RNA from Moneuplotes crassus, 571 nucleotides. The record is from the annotation of a GenBank genome assembly. NCBI's taxonomy places the organism in Eukaryota, Ciliophora, Spirotrichea, Euplotida, Euplotidae.
AUUUAAUACAAAUGGCUGAUAAAAGCAGCAACCCAAUGAAGAACAUCCACAUUGAAAAACUAGUUAUCAACUGCUGUACCGGUGAAAGUGGUGACGCCCUCGCUAAAGCCACCAAGGUUCUCAAGGGUCUGACCGACCAGGAACCAUUCCACAGCAAAGCUAAAUUUACUAUUAGAUCCUUCGGAGUUAAAAGAAACGAAAAGAUUGCCGCUAUCGUAACUAUCAGAGGAGACAAGGCCAAGGAACUCCUUGAAAGGGGACUCAGAGUCAAGGAAAACGAACUCAGAAGAAAGAAUUUCUCCGACUCCGGAAACUUCGGAUUUGGUAUUGACGAGCAUAUCGAUCUCGGACUCAAGUAUGAUCCAUCCACAGGUAUUUUCGGAAUGGACUUCUAUAUCGUCCUUGCCAGACCUGGAAAGAGAGUUAAGAAUAGAAAAUACAGAAAGGCAAGAGUUGGCAAAUCCCAAAAGGUAUCCAAGGAAGACGCCAUGGCCUGGUUCCAGAGCGAGAUGGGUGGUACUUUGCUCAAAUAGAGAAUAAUAAUGAACAAAAACAGCCUCAAUAUAAUAUU